AUGGCUCCCAAUACAGGUGGAGGUCGUCAGUACACGAGGGACGAGUUGUUAUUUCUGCGAGAUUCACCAUUGGUUGUGAAACCUGCUGGUCUACUGUCUACCGCAGAAUGGAUGGGAGAUCGUGAUGCAAAUCCGCUCCUAGAACACACAAACCGAAGAGCACGAAAUAAUGCAAACCCUGAGAAUAUUCAACUUGUGCCCACCAGAACUACCUUUUCGUCUGCCAACCCUGCACGUAAUGCAAUUAAAGGUAUAGAUUCUCCAGAUCGACCUGCCCUCCGCGAGAGCGAGUCACAAAGCAAACUCAGCUAUCGUACCAAAAUCGAUGAUAGCGACGAUCGUCCCCGCCGUGACAUGCUGCGACCCAAGCCUGGUGAUGGUGUUGACCCUGAGGGUUGGAUGGAGGUAAAGCCUCGAAAGAGCUUUGGUACCGAAGGAGCUGAGCGUUUUACGGGACGUAUGGGUGGGGAGAGACAUCGAGAAGAGAAACGAUUCAAGGAUCGAGACGACCGGGAUGCGAAGGAAAGACCGAGAGGAUUUGAAAAUUUCUCCCGUGACAAGGAUAAGAACCAUGAACAGGAGAAUAAUCGCAGAACUGCAAAUGGUAGGGGAAGAACAGAACCUUCCUGGCUUCGAGAAAACAACGACGGGCCACCGACGUCCCGGGAGCGCAUUGCGAAUGCAGAGAGGUUCGACAAUCGACAUAAGAGCUGGCGAGAGAAGGAUUCUGAUAACCGCGGGGAUAGAGACAAGGGCGACCGACGCUGGGCAGACAGGGACAGAGACCAUGACGAUAAUAAUCGCUCUCUUCCGGAGUGGGCAGCAGAAGACAAAACUAUCCAAAUCUCUCAACGGAAUGACCACCAGAAAUCGCAAAUAUCGACUGCUAACAAUAGUCGCAAACAUACAGCAGAGGAUAUGCAGAAAUGGAAAGAGGCAAUGCAUUCCAAGAACAAACCCGGUGUUAGUGAUACAGUGGUGGAAGAAGUCACACAACCUAAAGUUGACGAGCACACUCCUUUCCCUGACGUACAGAAGGCUAAAAUCCUUGCACCACUUGAUACCGGUACUAAUGAAGAUGGAUUCUUCCGUCUGUGGGCUCCGCCAAAUAAUGAUACCGGUCUUGCUUCGCAGUUUGAGGUGGGUACGGAACACAUGGUGAAAUCUGCUGUGUCUGCAGCACCUGGAGGCAAAACUUCUAGGUUCAACAAAUUUUUUCAACAAGAGGAGCCUUCGCGCAAAGUCGAACCACAGACAGCUAUACCAAAAGCAUCUUACAGACUUGAAAGUUUGAACAACAAUGCUCAAUCUCCGGCUGACAAGGAAGCAAUGCCAAUGAUACUUGCAAUGCUACAAUCCAGCGGAACUCCCCCCGCGAAUCCCAUGAUGCAGUCCAAACCUCCCUCGCAAGAAAAGCAACCAGGGACGCCUUUUGAAGGUCGCGACCCAACGCUCCAACACCUUCCAGAUCGUCAUGAUGAGUUGAGAUCGAAUGCUCACUCAUAUGCCCACAACCUACAUGAUCUAAGCGCCCAACGUGAACAGGCAGGUAGCCAACCAACUGUGCGCCCUGAAGAAAUGCUACAUCAUUUGGUCAACCAGCGCCAACAUGCUAUCAGCCAAUCCUCUUUCAGAGGUGAACAGCCUCGGUCUGAACAAACUGCAUUUCUCAUGAGCUUGAUGAGAGAUGCACAGGCAGCCCCAGAGCCUCAAAGAACGGAACAGAUUAUUCUUGGUCAUCCUCCUAGACAGCAGCCUAGUCGUCAAUUACAACACCAACAACAACAAUUGGAGCGGGAGCAAGAAUUGCAAGCUCAGCGCGAGCGAGGAAAUCCCCAGCGUCGGCCACCUGGAUUUUUUGAUGAACCUAUCUAUCGGGGUGGACCCCCUCCUCAGCAUGACAAUUCUCGACCUCAACCUACACACAUUCUUCCCCGACCACCUCCGGGUCUGGAGCAAUUACAGCAAGGUUGGCCGGGACAACCUUCCUCUCAACACCCUCCCCCUCAGCAAUUCCGUCCAGCGGCUCCUCCAGGUCUAGCCGGAAACGUCCCACGUCCUAUGCAAAUGCCCCAACAAAUACUCCCACCGGGUUUCCAGAUGGCUGGCUCAAUGAAUAAUUUUCCGCCUCCAGAGGCAUUAGCGGGACCUCGAAAUAUGCCAUUUAACCCUGCCUACUUCAAUGGCCCGCCGCCAGGCUUCCUGCCGCCUGUUAUGUCUCCAUUCUCCGCGGAAGGUAUGCCGGCAUUCCCUUUCGAUGCUCGUGGACCACCUCCUCCACAAGGUGCCUACAGACGCCAGUAA
Molecule: messenger RNA, 2304 nt
Organism: Sclerotinia sclerotiorum 1980 UF-70
Lineage: Eukaryota; Fungi; Ascomycota; Leotiomycetes; Helotiales; Sclerotiniaceae
Exons: 3
Coding region: 1-2304 (767 amino acids)
Source: RefSeq, a predicted model, not a curated record